AUGGCCGCCAAAAGACCUUGUGUUGUCGAAGGCAAUACACCAGGGAAACCAACCAGCAAACGACCGGUCGAAGGAAAAUCGAGAAGAUCUUUGUUUUAUAAUGAAACGCAAUGCGCAGAGGAUGAAACUAAAGUAUCUUUCGCUUGCAAAACAGAAAAUUGGACUCUUAAAGAGACAUCAGCAUUGGUGCAGUAUAUCUGUUUAUUUUGGAAGGACGCCUGGAACAACAGAUGGCCAAUGGCAAAGGACAAGGACUUUUGGGACUCUUGUGCGCGAGCUGUCAACGAUGUUUGCCAGUCAAGUAGAACAG
This is a messenger RNA of Paramuricea clavata, 310 nucleotides long. Lineage: Eukaryota; Metazoa; Cnidaria; Anthozoa; Malacalcyonacea; Plexauridae. The record is from the annotation of a GenBank genome assembly.